Molecule: messenger RNA, 651 nt
Organism: Candidula unifasciata
Lineage: Eukaryota; Metazoa; Mollusca; Gastropoda; Stylommatophora; Geomitridae
Source: the annotation of a GenBank genome assembly
AUGGUCAGCCCAGUGCUGUGUAUAUGUAUGGUUAGCCCUGGGUUGUGUGUAUGUAUGAUCAGCCCAGUGCUGUGUGUAUGUAUGAUCAGCCCAGGCCUGUGUGUAUGUAUGAUCAGCCCAGGCCUGUGUGUAUGUAUGAUCAGCCCAGUGCUGUGUGUAUGUAUGAUUAGCCCAGGCUUGUGUGUAUGUAUGGUCAGCCCAGGCCUGUGUGUAUGUAUGAUCAGCCCAAGCCUGUGUGUGUUUAUGGUCAGCCCAGGCCUGUGUGUAUGUAUGGUCAGCCCAGGCCUGUGUGUAUGUAUGGUCAGCCCAGACUUGUGUGUAUGUAUGAUCAGCCCAGGCUUGUGUGUAUGUAUGAUCAGCCCAGGGUUGUGUGUUUGUAUGGUAAGCCCAGGCCUGUGUGUAUGUAUGGUCAGCCCAGGCUUGUGUAUAUGUAUGAUCAGCCCAGACUUGUGUGUAUGUAUGGUCAGCCCAGACUUCUGUGUAUGUAUGGUCAGCCCUGGGUUGUGUGUAUGUAUGGUCAGCCCUGGCUUGUAUGUAUGUAUGGUCAGCUCAGACUUGUGUGUGUAUAUAUAUGGUCAGCCCAGACCUGUGUCCAGUGCUGGCCCUGUGGCUCGUGUGAUCGCCUUUAGGCUCCUUCCGGGCCAGAUUUAG